GACAGCACUGUGUUUUUAAAAGAUAACAGGUUACGGGAGAACUUCGUUUAUCGCAAGGAUUUCCAGUAUCGUUUUUUUAAUGUUUAAAUAGCAAAGAUCUAGUCCAAUUAAAUUUAGGAACUUUUGCGAUUGCAGUAUUUUUAAAUCGAAACCAUUUGUGAGUUAUAAUUUUAACUUAUUCAAUCUGAAACAAAAUCUGUGUAAUCGAAACAGUAAAGACAGAGCAUUAAAUUCCUAAUUUGGUAAAAAUUCCCCAUUGGAAGUGUCGUUUUCAUAAUCAUGUCCUGCAAAGAGAUGGAAGAAUUUCAAACCAAGUACAAUAUUAUCGAUGAGAGGCCCCCCUAUAAUACACCAUUGAAGGCACAAUAUAAGCAAGGAUUUGCAUUCUACACCAUGAAAGAGCGGCUUCCAAUCAUCUUAACUCAAGUAAUUGAUAGGCUGUCCAAAGACAAAGAGAAAAUUUUGGAACAUUUCGGCGAGACUGCUCGUGAUGAGCUCAAGAAUGCCAUUGGAGAAAUAUCCAAGCUCAAGUAUGAACUACAGACGGACAAGGAAUUCAAACCGAUCGUUAGUGAACUUGGCGAUGAACAACUAUGGAACGAUUUUAUUGCAUCACUGGGAGAGGAAAAUACGUACUAUUCGACCUGUUGGCUAUACGCAGAAACCUACAUGUACCGACGGUUGAACAACAUUUUCGAGAACACAACUACUUUGAAGAAGCUGGAUUAUUUUCAGCAACAGAACCGUUGUGACCUUUCCAUUACUGCCGGCCAGGAAGUUAAGCUGGACGGUGAUCCAUUCAGUUUGCUCGAGUCCUUGAAUAGCUUCAUCAUCAGCGAUCAUAGCGAUGCCAUCUGGGAUUGUGUCCGAACUUGCAAAGACUCGGCCAUUGACAUUAUAAACGACAAUUCAGGUUACGAACUGUUUACCGAUCUCUGCCUGGCGGAUUUCAUCAUUGAACAUCAACUUGCUACCCGGGUCAAUUUCAACGUAAAAGCCAUCCCGUGGUACAUUUCAGAUGUCACCCCAAAAGAUCUGCAAUGGACGUUGGAUACUCUGGAGACUCACGAAAAUCCGCUGCUUGCAAACUUCGGAAAGCGACUGAAAGCUCGUUUUACCGCGGGAACCUUGAACCUAAAACCCGUAGACAAUUUUUGGACCUCACCUUAUGAGUUCUAUCGAAUGAAGGAGAUUAACCCAAGGUUAUAUCAUGAUCUAUCCCAAUCUGGGCUGUUGAUCUUCAAGGGUGACCUGAACUACCGUAAAUUACUCGGUGAUUUCAACUUCCCCUACACGACGCCGUUCCGGGAAACGUUGCGGGACUUCGUGCCAACCAACCUGUGCACUCUACGCACGGUCAAAGCUGAUCUUAUUAGCGGGAUUGCGGAAGGGCUUUCGGAUGAGCUUUACGCCAAAGACGACCAGUGGAUGGUCACUGGCGAGUACGGAAUCAUUCAGUUCACCCACAAAUAGUUACAGUCGGAAAAUACAAUCAUUAAUGCUCUGGUAGUUUAUUCAACAAACCUUCGCAGGUAUCGUUACGUUUGUUUAGUUAGUUGAAAAUAGUGUUUUCAAAACCAUAUAAAUGGAAUUUCAAGUACUCUCUGUUUGCGUGUCUCUCUUUGUGUUGUUUUGCUAUAUUUUCAGACUAUUUGGUUUUAAAUAAAAUACCAAUAAUAGCAACAGAGAUAAAGUUCAGAAAAUCUGAGAUGUAAAAUAAAUAACUGCUAAGCGUUUUUUGAGUUGAGAACGUGCUACAACGCGAUCUUUGUAUAUCGUCCGUGAUAAGAAUCGAUCCAAAUGUCAAAACAGCACCACGCUGUCAUCACUAGAACACAAUCGUGUCCUGAUCUUCGACGGAAUAGAAAUCCAAACUUUUA
This is a messenger RNA of Topomyia yanbarensis, 1880 nucleotides long. Its product is annotated as damage-control phosphatase ARMT1-like. Lineage: Eukaryota; Metazoa; Arthropoda; Insecta; Diptera; Culicidae. The record is from RefSeq and is a predicted model, not a curated record. Gene Ontology annotation, molecular function: phosphatase activity. Gene Ontology annotation, cellular component: nucleus; cytoplasm. Gene Ontology annotation, biological process: DNA damage response. The transcript has 4 exons. Bases 280 to 1473 code for a protein of 397 amino acids.